Molecule: messenger RNA, 2295 nt
Organism: Bolinopsis microptera
Lineage: Eukaryota; Metazoa; Ctenophora; Tentaculata; Lobata; Bolinopsidae
Exons: 4
Coding region: 15-1571 (518 amino acids)
Source: RefSeq, a predicted model, not a curated record
AGACAGCCUGAAGUAUGAUAGGAGCAGUGACACAGAGGACAACCCUCUCACUCCAAACUCUAGAAGAGAUGUGGACAUCUGAACAAUCCCAGAACGACAUACUAUCUGCACUAACCCCAACACUUACCAAGAUACUGCUGAGAAAAGAUCAGAACUUGUUUCUUGACACGAUGAAGUUUGUUGCUAUGUUGGUUGCAGAGGUAUACGAGAAGGUAGAGAAGACAACACUUUGUGGGUUUACAGAGAGGUUCCUCGCUGCAGCUAAUACCACGGCUAACAGAUAUUAUAACAGCCAUACCUUCGAUCAGAGCAGGUAUCUGGACUGUGUGUCAGCUAUCUUAUCAGUGUGGGUAGAUUGCACAGACCAGCAACAUCUCGUCAUUCCUAAAGUUACAGUUUACACAAGGGAGUCUAAAGUUCAUAUUUUAGAUGCCAUUCUCCAGUCUCUCCAUCUUAAGUCACAAACGAAAGAGAAGUUGUUGGAUCAGAUUUCCUCACUUUCUGAUGUUGAAAUAUUCGUCAAAUACACGAUUAUUGGCCGAGCGUCUCCCAAACACCACUUACAUUCGCUAUCAGAACAACCAUCAGAAGACAUAUUCAGGUGUUGGUUACUGAAGCACAACAUAACAACUAUUGGGUCAAUCUCAGACUUUCUAGCUAGCAGCAGAUCUGACGAGGAUCUUCUCUCUGCUAUGUGCAGACCCUUUUAUAGCUUGCCUCAAGUAUUGUCGGACAGUACGGAAGUUGUGGAAGAUACUGAACCUGAAGUUAAUCCGGAUACUUUAUUCUACUUUGAUAGAGGUAAUCAUUCUGAGUCUCGAGAGGAAACUAGCAAGCCUGCUGAGGACGAGAUUCCAGAGGACGAGAAGAUGUCAGUUGAUGAUAGCCCAAAGCCUGUACUUGCACCCGCUGAUACAAUCGUCGGAGCAGAAGCAACUGUGGUUGAAAACAAAGCAGAAUUAGAGGAAAUCCAGCCUUGCAUCGAGAAUGAAACGCAGAGCGAAACUGUAGCGGCGGUUGAAGAACCAGUUGCAGAGCCAGGGUUAACGGAGUCGUGCAUUAAAAUCAGGAACCGUCGAAAAGGUCGCGGUAAUCCACCGAUACCAACACCUGAAUCUGAAGUGAUAGUGGUAAAAUGUCCCACUACUCGGCCAGUUACUCCAGCUGCAGAGAAGGUAGACGAACUGAAUAUGACAGCUCCACUUACAGAGGAAACAUUAUCGUCCCUACCGGAUAAACCCUCUGUUGUCAGGAGUGGUCGGAGGAGGAGGAAUUCCGGGGAGAGUGCCACCAGUAUUGGAAGUGCGGCAAGUGUUGAUAGUAUAGCCUCCCGCACUCGAAACCGAGCUCGUGCACCUGCUCCUGAAUCCCUUGAAGUUAUCACUGAACACGAAGAAACAGCGAAGGCCCUGAGUACAAGAAAACUGAAAACUCCAACAGUGAAAGGUACACCAAAGGCAAAGCAGUCCACCGCGUCUAAACGUGGGACAUCUCGUAAGGUUUCUGAAACAAUCGAUGAAACUCCUCAAAUUCCCGCGAGAAAAACCAGAAGUCGAAAAUUGGACGUUUGACGUUAUCUAGAACAGAGUUUUAAUGUUGAUGGGACUUAAUUUAUUCUUAAUUUAUUAAUCUAUUUAGGGAUAUUUAGGGAUAAGCAAUGCUGUCGUGUGUUCAUGCCCACUCCGUAGAGUUCCUUUACAAUAUCUUACGUAUUAUUAUGAGCUGUUACGUUUUUGCGGCCGAUCUCAGCGAUUGUUGGUCUCAGGACCAAGAGUAUUCAGUUUGCAUCAGCACAUGUAAGCAUCCCAAGUAUGCAUCGCGCUUUAUGUCAGAAGUGUCUGAUAAAUGCAAUUUACCCAAGUCUUUACUAAACUGUCCUCUAUUCGAUUUCCCAGAGCAAGCUCACUAUUGUUGCAAGUGCGGAGCGCUACACGUUCAGAGUUUGAGUUCAUUUCCCCGAACGUUUAAAAUAUUUUGACCUGCUGUACUAAAAUUUGUGACCAGACCAAAUUAGGUUAUAACAGUCAACUCGUCGGCGGAAUGCAACAUUUAGUCGGGUGAUGUGAAUUUUGGAGCUGAGUUUGUUGCAGCGGAGAGCAUUUGUCUUUAUAUCAUUAUGAGAAUGAGACAGCAGUACAUAUUAUUAUUGCAUCGUUUUGUCGUGACAUGCUUUUCAGCUUCCAUCUUUUAAAGUUAGAGAUUAAUUAUCAAUAAUAUGUAAGUAAUUCUGGGUGAAUAUGUCGGUGUCAUAUGUAAUAAUUUUACCUAUCUGUUUCACUUUUUUAGAAAACUUAA